UUAGCCAAUUUAUUACCAUCUAUUUUUCAUUUUUUUGCUAUAUCGAAGAAAAAUGGGUCUGAAAGGCAAGUUGAUUGGUUCGAUAGAGGUUAAGUGUGGAGGACACUUAAUUCAUGAUAUUUUGCACGCCAAUCCUCGAAAUGUACCCAACAUAACCAAGAUUAAUCAUUUUGAGAUGGAUCAUGAAGGUGAAAGCAUAAAGAUUGGCUCGAUAAUUAGUUGGACAUAUAAUGACGACGGAUCCGAAAAAGAUAAAAUUGUUAAGGAAGUGAUUGAGGCAAUUGAUCCUGAGGAGAAAUCGAUCACUUGGAAGGUAAUUGGAGGAGAUCUGCUAGAGUUGUAUGAUUCUCUUACUAUUAUCACAGCAUGUGAACAUGAGUGGACUACAUGUUCAUUUAUAUAUGAGAAAAAAACUGAAGACACCCCAGAACCUCUUGUUCCAUUUGGUUUCCUCCUUAAUUUGAUCAAGGAAAUGGAGGGUCAUCUUCUCAAAUAAUACAAGAUCAAUCUGGUAUCUGAUAAUUCUUAUCGUUACGUAUUUGUGUAUGUCUACGUGUACACGCGUGUGGAUUUAUGAAUAUAUAUAUAUAUAUAUGUGUGUGUGUGUGUGUGUGUUACAAAUAUAUACUAUAUUUUGUAAUGUUGGCUAAUUCUAGCUAGCGUGUCAAAAUUAGUAAUGUUGUGUUAAAAAUAAAGAAUAUAUCAGAUGUAUUGUACGAUAUAUUAUGUAUCUUUUCGAGUAUGAAAUGAACUAUAAUAGCAUAUGCAGAUUGUAUUUGUAAA
This is a messenger RNA of Solanum stenotomum, 783 nucleotides long. Its product is annotated as kirola-like. Gene Ontology annotation, biological process: defense response. The record is from RefSeq and is a predicted model, not a curated record. Bases 53 to 496 code for a protein of 147 amino acids. Lineage: Eukaryota; Viridiplantae; Streptophyta; Magnoliopsida; Solanales; Solanaceae. The transcript is spliced from 2 exons.